AAGAAGCAAGUGACGUUUACUUGGCUUAACCCGGGAAAAGCAAAUUUUAAUUGGAUUAAAAUUUAAUUAAACUAAGUUUACUAAUUGUUAAUGUAUGAUAUUAUCAUAAGCUAAAAAAAAUGUAUAAUUCUCAGGGGAAUAAUGAUUCAGAUCCUAUAGCCGAGGAGAAAAGCAAUAAAUGUGAUGGUAAUGAUUUUAACACGCAACUAGAAAUUUAUCAACAAUCGCUACAAAACUCUUCAAAUCUAGCAUCUAAAAUUAUUCUUCAUUCAGUAUGCGAAACAAAAGAGGACUGCUUUAGUGAUGAUAGAAUGAAUAAAAUUUUAAAUAGUGCUCAAAGUUUGAUACAAUUUCCCGCAGCACAAAAUAUUAAAACAUGGAGAAGCUCACUAAGCAAGAUUACAGACCCUGUUAAGAUGUUUGAAAAAUCAAUACCUCGAUGUGAAAAAUGCGCCAAAUCACAAAACAAUAAUGGUUUUGACAAAUUUAUUAGAAAUGUAUGCAAAUGUGAAAUAUGUUUGCUUGAAGAUAGUAAUGACAAACCAGAAGUACAUACAAGUAAACCUACAAAUAAUGUUGAACAAAUUGCAAGAGAGAAAAGCAAUAAACAAAAACACAUUGGUAAAUCUUUGCCUUUAAAACCGGCUAUCAAUAAACCCAGUAUUUCACACUUUAGUACUUUCAUUAACAAUACAGGAGAUUCAAAGACUGAUAUUAACACAAGGACAAAUUGGGAGUAUGGUACAAAUGAAAAUACCUAUCCUCAAAGUAAUUUAGAUAGAGAAGAAGAGGAAAAUAAAGCUCAUAAAAGCAAUGUUGCUAAAAUAACUUUUAAGACUGCUAGAGAAACAUUUCUUGCAUCAAAUCCUAGUGCUAAAAGAGUACUUGGUGUAUCCAGGAAGACUCAAGGCAAAUUUGUAUCACCAAUGAUAGCUGCACAGGAGAAACAAGAGAAGAAUGAACCAGUUGUGAGUGACGACAGACUAAAACACAUUGAUAGUAAAAUGGUUGAACUUAUUGAAAGUGAAAUUAUUGAUAAGGGAACUCCAGUUGCAUGGGAGGACAUAGCCGGUCUCGAAUUGGCCAAGUCUGUGAUCCAGGAGGCAGUGGUGUGGCCACUGCUGCGCCCUGACAUAUUUACAGGGCUGCGGCGUCCACCCAAAGGCAUCCUGCUGUUUGGACCCCCGGGCACUGGGAAGACUCUUAUCGGCAAGUGCAUAGCAGCGCAAUGCCGAGCAACAUUCUUCAGUAUCUCUGCAUCAUCCCUCACCUCCAAGUGGCUCGGCGAUGGCGAGAAGAUGGUGCGCGCGCUCUUCGCUGUAGCUGCCUGUCAUCAGCCUGCAGUGAUAUUUAUAGAUGAGAUAGACUCGCUUCUGACUCAGCGGUGUGACAGUGAGCAUGAGGCCACCAGGAGGAUAAAGACUGAAUUCCUCGUACAAUUCGAUGGGGCCGCCACUGGGGAAGAUGACCGUCUGCUCGUAGUAGGUGCCACAAACCGGCCGCAGGAGCUGGACGAGGCGGCGCGACGUCGCCUGGUCAAGCGCCUCUACAUACCUCUGCCUGAUGCAAAUGCACGUGAACAAAUUAUAACCAAUCUUCUGAGUACCGAGAACAACGACCUGACGCGUCAGGAUAUGGCUGAGAUCGCGGUGCUCACUGAUGGAUACUCUGGGGCGGAUAUGAAGUCGCUUUGCUCCGAGGCAGCUAUGGGACCCAUUAGAUCUGUUCCUUUAUCACAGAUCAUUAACAUAGAUAGAGAUAAGGUCCGUGCAGUAAGUGUCCAAGAUUUUAAGAAUGCCCUGCAACGUGUUCGGCCCAGUGUAUCGCAGGACGAUCUAGGACAGUAUGUCAAGUGGAACAAUACAUACGGUCAAGGCUUCUAAACUGCUCAUUUGUUUGUCGAUUUCUAAUAAAUCUUUUAUAUUUUCAAUGCGCAACUUAUUUGCAAUUUUUUUAAA
This is a messenger RNA of Papilio xuthus (Asian swallowtail), 1958 nucleotides long. RefSeq names its product fidgetin-like protein 1. Bases 120 to 1883 code for a protein of 587 amino acids. Gene Ontology annotation, molecular function: ATP binding; microtubule severing ATPase activity; ATP hydrolysis activity. NCBI's taxonomy places the organism in Eukaryota, Metazoa, Arthropoda, Insecta, Lepidoptera, Papilionidae. The record is from RefSeq and is a predicted model, not a curated record. The transcript has 10 exons.